UGUCAAAAAGGCAGACUUACCUUUUUUUUUUUUCUUUUUUCUUUUUUCCAAUUCCCUUCUUUUCAUUGCAUUGCAUGUUCUUUUCCACAUUCCCAAAGGAACACCAUUCAUCACGGCCACAACUAUUUGGGAGUUCAAACAAAUUAUCUUCUCCCCCUCCUUGCCGGGUCACUUUCAAUUCAUUGUUUUUUUUUGUGUACAGCAAUCACAUGCUGUUUCAAGAACAUUUAUGGUUUUCCCUUCUCCAUCAUUGCUGAAGCCCAGCUUGAGGAAAGAGACAGUGUAUGGAGGAGAGUCAGAAAGAAGAGAGAGUUUAUGUGGGCAUUGGGGAAGAUGUGCAUGAUGGUUUUCAGAGCUUAGAGUGGGUGCUCAGAAACUGCUCCUCCCAAUCAACCACCAUACUCAUUCUCUAUGCUGCUAAUACUAUUUGCAGAGAUUAUGUGUAUACUCCAAUUGGGAGACUGCCUUCUAGCUCUGUCAAUGAGGAGAAAUUGAAAGAUCUUGACAAGUAUGAGGAAGCAAAAACUGAUAAGAUUCUAGCCAAUUACAUAGCUUUUUGUGGCAAGGUUAAAGCUGAAAUUCUAAAGAUCCAGAGACAUGAUGGAUCCAUUGAAAAGAUCAUGGUGGAUUUGAUCUCUAGUCUCCAGAUAACAAAACUAGUAUUGUCCUUAACAUUCAUGAAACCUUUAUUAUGGAAAUCCAGAAGUGCAUUAAGGGGAUUGUUUCACAUUCAUAACCAGAAACCGGAUUUCUGUGAGUUAUUUGUAGUGUUUGGAGGGAAACUGGUUUUCCUAAUAGAAGAGAAUGGUGAAAGUGUGAUAAAGGAUGAGGUAGGAGGGGUGAUUGGAAGGGCUAGAGAAAAGAAAAAGAAGAAGCAUGGUUUUAAAGUUCUGUUAGAAAGAAUAAUGCUCCCAGAAAUUGCAGAUAAAGAGAAAAGGUCUUGUGAUUCACCUUCUUCUUCUUCAUCUUCAUCAGUGAGCAAUGGCUUAGCUGAUCAGUGGGAGAAGAAUCAAAGUGAGAUUGAACUCUAUCUCAGUCAAUUGUCAUCUUCGAAAACAGAUUGUGAUGCAGCAAAUGACCCUUUAGAAGAUUGUGUCAAGGAACCAACUAUGCCAGAAAAUAUGACCACAAAAGAAAGGAUUGAAGCUUUGAAAGCAAAAAUAAGGGAGGUCCAGCAAGUGGUUCAGCUAAACAAAAAAGAAGCAAAAGCCAUUGUUGAGAGACAAGCCAAGGCUGAAUGGGCUAUCAGAUUGUGUGCAAGCCGGGCUGAGGAUCUUGAAGCCUGCAUAAACGAAGAAAUGGCGAAAAGGGCUCAUCUGGAGGAAGAGCUAGACUCUGCAAAGGAGGAGUUAUAUGAACUGCAGACCGAAGUCGAGGAGAAAAGAGCUAAGCUGAACUCGAUUCUGGAACUGCAACGUGAGCUCGCAAGCAAGGUUCAGUUGUCCUCUCAGGAAAAAUCGCAUGCUGAGAUCCAGCUGGAGAGGGCGGUGAGAACAAGAACUCAGAUGGUUCAGGGAAUCGAGAAUCUGAGAAGGCAAAGAGAUGUGUUGCGACGUAGGAUUGAGUUCUGCAAAGAAAAAGAUGCAAUAGGAGAGGCUAAAAGGUUAGGUGAGCCGAGCUUUUGUUGCAGGCAGUUUAGUGCUGCAGAAAUAAGGGCUGCUACGAACGAAUUCUCAGAACGACAGAGGCUAAAAUGUGGAGGCAAUUGGACAAAUGUGUACAAAGGUUGCUUGAAUUCUGAGAGGGUUGCAAUCAAGUUGUACCAUAAAAGCACUUCAUUAUCCGAAGAAACCUUCCAACAUCAGGUGAAGCUUCUCAGUAGCAUAAGGCAUCCUCAUAUAGUAUCCAUGAUAGGGUUCUGUUCUGAGCUGAAGUGCAUAGUGUUCGAGUACAUGCGCAAUGGCUGCUUGAGAGACACUCUCUUCUCAACCAACAGAAAUUCUAAAAGAAGAAACGAGCCUCUAAACUGGCAUGCAAGUAUACAUAUUGCAGCCGAGGUUUGUGCAGGCCUGUCCUUCCUUCAUCAAGCCAAACCGAGACCAAUGUUUCACGGCAAGCUUAGCCCCUCAAGCAUCCUGCUUGAUCGAAACAAUGUGGCAAAAAUCCAUGGUUUGAGGCCUUCCCCGUGUUACGAUGUGCCAAGUAGCAGAGCAGAUGUUAGGGGUUUCGGGAACUUAGUAGUGCAGCUUCUCACAGGGAGGAACUGGGCAGGGUUGGUUGAAGAGGCUGCCCUCAUUGGGGUGCUGGAUCAGGUGGGUGGAGAAUGGCCUUUGGAUUUAGCAGUGGAGCUUGGGAAUAUAGCAAGAAGAUGUCUGAGCAAUCAAGAAAAUCUGGGCAAGGAAUUGACCAUGGCAAUGGUGGCCAGAGAUAUGAAUAAGGUGAAGAAGAAAGCUGAUGAAGUAGUGGCUGGUGGAGAAUGUGCACAGGAAGAUCAAAGUGAUGUGAAAGUGGAAGAAGAAGACUCUGAAGAUGUUCCUAGUCUUUUCUUCUGCCCCAUAUUCCAGGAUAUCAUGAAGAACCCUCACAUCGCAGCAGAUGGAUUCUCUUAUGAGCUAGAAGCCAUAGAAGAAUGGCUGAGAACCGGUUGUUCUAUGUCGCCCAUGACAAAUUUGGAACUCAAACACAAGCUUCUUACACCUAACCACAAUCUGCGUUCUCUAAUCCACGAGUGGGAAAACAAGAGAUCAGCACUUCCAUCAUAAGAAUUAAGAUUCUUUCACUUGCCAAUGGCCAAACAUUAGAGAAUGUAGAAAGCAGCUAACUUUACUGUACAUGAAAUCCUCUAAGAGAGUGUAUAUCUUGCAAGAAUCAAUUGACCAUUGAUGCAAAAAUAUGCAAUUUUCUGCAUUUUCUGUAUUA
Messenger RNA from Ipomoea nil (Japanese morning glory), 2859 nucleotides. RefSeq names its product putative U-box domain-containing protein 50. The record is from RefSeq and is a predicted model, not a curated record. The transcript has 8 exons. Lineage: Eukaryota; Viridiplantae; Streptophyta; Magnoliopsida; Solanales; Convolvulaceae. Gene Ontology annotation, molecular function: protein kinase activity; ATP binding; ubiquitin-protein transferase activity. Gene Ontology annotation, biological process: protein phosphorylation; protein ubiquitination. The coding region runs from base 285 to 2702 and encodes 805 amino acids.